GGAGCUCAAGCUCAGAGAAGAGCAAGAUGAAGGUGAGGAGAAAGCUUAGGGAGCCAAGAUUCUGUUUCCAAACCAGAAGUGAUGUGGAUGUGCUUGAUGAUGGUUACAAAUGGAGGAAAUAUGGCCAGAAAGUUGUCAAGAACAGCCUUCAUCCUAGAAGCUACUACCGCUGUACUCACAGUAACUGUCGGGUGAAGAAAAGGGUUGAACGACUGUCUGAAGAUUGUCGAAUGGUGAUAACAACCUAUGAAGGUAGACACAACCACUCCCCUUGCGAUGACUCUAAUUCCUCUGAACAUGAAUGCUUUAGCUCUUUCUAAUCAUAUAUAUAGCUCAUCAUCAGUUACAGAACAAAAGUAUAUUUUAGUACGUAAUAUUGUUGUAAUGAUUUACAAUAUUUAAUGUAUCCUUAUUAGCUUGUUCUGUACAAUCUUU
This is a messenger RNA of Prunus avium (sweet cherry), 435 nucleotides long. Lineage: Eukaryota; Viridiplantae; Streptophyta; Magnoliopsida; Rosales; Rosaceae. The record is from RefSeq and is a predicted model, not a curated record.